Benincasa hispida (wax gourd) is the source of this 1039-nucleotide messenger RNA. RefSeq names its product tetraspanin-8-like. Gene Ontology annotation, cellular component: membrane. The record is from RefSeq and is a predicted model, not a curated record. NCBI's taxonomy places the organism in Eukaryota, Viridiplantae, Streptophyta, Magnoliopsida, Cucurbitales, Cucurbitaceae. Gene Ontology annotation, biological process: auxin-activated signaling pathway.
UCUUUCCAUCUCCUUCGUCUUCUUCUAAUCCUUCCCUCAAUUAGGGCUAAAAAUAAUUUCCCCACAUUCAUCACAACCAAUUCAAACAUAAACAAUGUGUCGAUUAAGCAACAUAGUUCUGUGUCUUCUAAAUUGUUGCACGUUAAUCAUCAGCCUAAUCGCCAUCUUCGCCGCCCUCCACGUCCGCAACCACGGCGGCACCGCUUGUCAAAAGUUCCUUCAGGACCCUGUUCUCAUCGUCGGAAUCUUCUUCUUCGUCAUUUCGUUGUUUGGCCUAAUUGGAUCCUGCUGCCGCCUCAAUUCCAUCCUCUACCUCUACCUGAUUGUGUUGUUCUUGUUGAUUUUAGCGUUAAUGGCGUUCACAAUUUUCUCAUUAUUGGUGACCAACAAAGGAAUUGGACAGGCCGUAUCUGGAAGGGGAUAUAAAGAAUAUCGGCUUGGGGAUUACUCGCAUUGGCUUCAGAAUUACGUCGUUAGUGAUGAAAAUUGGAUUCGGAUUCGGAGUUGUUUAAUUGAUACGCUCAUGUGUCACAACCUUGCUAAGGAAUUCAAUGGAAGAGAGGCUGAUUUCUUCAACCACAAUCUCUCCCCGAUUGAGUCGGGUUGUUGCAAGCCACCGACGUAUUGCGGGUUCAAGUUCAAGAACGCCACAUACUGGGUAAUCCCAAAAGCAGGGCCGGCGGUGACUGACAGCGACUGCACCGCCUGGAGCAACAAGCAGACCAUUCUGUGCUACGAUUGCAAGUCUUGCAAAGGCGGAAUUCUAGCCAACAUCCGCAAGGAAUGGAGACAUUUUGCUAUUUUCAACACUUGUGUUCUCACAGUCAUCACUAUCAUCUAUUGCAUCGGCUGCUGCGCCACCAGAAACAACUAUAAGCAUAGCUACCGCUAUCCUUAAAUAUUCUUUAUCCUUUGAUUCCUUGCUUGGAACAUGUUUGGAAUAAUUUCGUCUUUCUCCAAAUUACGUUUUUAAGCACUUAGAGAUUCAUUUCAGAAAAAUCUGUCAUUAGGUUGUUUGAAGAUUUAUAUGGUGAUAAGG